This is a messenger RNA of Pararge aegeria (speckled wood butterfly), 672 nucleotides long. RefSeq names its product H2.0-like homeobox protein (gene H2.0). Lineage: Eukaryota; Metazoa; Arthropoda; Insecta; Lepidoptera; Nymphalidae. The record is from RefSeq and is a predicted model, not a curated record. The transcript has 3 exons. The coding region runs from base 30 to 629 and encodes 199 amino acids. Gene Ontology annotation, biological process: regulation of DNA-templated transcription. Gene Ontology annotation, molecular function: DNA-binding transcription factor activity, RNA polymerase II-specific; sequence-specific DNA binding.
UUUUAUGUUUUUUUUAUUGUUAUGAACUCAUGACGUCUAUAAGUGGAGACGUGAACACGUCUAAGUUGAAGUUCAGUGUGGACAGUAUACUAGGGAAUAAUGAUACUUCCUCAAGUGCUCCAGUGGACAUGCGUGCGCAGGAGCCACCCUGUGCGGGUUGCGUGGCCGCUCUGUAUAGGUGUUGCAGGGAUGAACCUCCCCUCCUGCAAUUACAACUGCCUCUGCCUUAUGCACACUUGCAUCCGGCAUUGAGGCCUACCUCCGCUGUCUACCGGUUGCCUUUACCAACAUCGUCCCCUACACAAUCCACUGCGCCUCGUUGUGAUGUCUCCUCGACCGGCAAAAGAAAACGUUCCUGGUCUCGGGCAGUCUUCAGUAACCUGCAGCGUAAAGGCCUGGAGAGAAGGUUCCAGAUACAAAAGUACAUCACUAAGCCAGAUAGGCGCCAAUUGGCUGCUACUCUCGGAUUGACCGACGCUCAGGUGAAAGUAUGGUUCCAGAACCGUCGAAUGAAAUGGCGGCACACGAAGGAAGGGCGAGCGGGAUUGGGCCCGGCGUCCGGUCGGGACCCCGACUCCACGGCUCCUGAUGACAAUGAAGACAUUGAUGUGGAUACGCUUAGUGAUUGAUUUCUUUUUUACAUUAUGAGUCAAUCUUUCUAUUAAGAGGUGA